AGAGGCAGCAGCAGAGUGAGCAGUGGGUCCAUGACGCCAGCUGGAUCUGGGGGCUGCGGGCCAGCUAAGCUGAGCUGGGCCUCUGGGGGGCCGCGGAUGCCCUGAGGACUUAGAGAGAGUUCUCUAGACCCUUGAGGGGACCUGGCUAGUUCCAAAGAUGCCGACCAAUGGGCUGCGUCAGGUACUGAAGAUCCAGUUUGGCCUUGUCAAUGACACUGACCGCUACCUGACGGCUGAGAGCUUUGGCUUCAAAGUUAAUGCUUCUGCGCCCAGCCUUAAGAGGAAGCAGACAUGGGUGCUAGAGCCUGACCCGGGGCAGGGCGCAGCAGUGUUGUUCCGCAGCAGUUAUCUAGGUCGAUACCUGUCUGCCAAAGAGGAUGGACGCGUGUCCUGCGAGGCGGAGCAGCCAGGCCAAGACUGCCAUUUCCUGGUCCUGCCACAGCCUGAUGGGCGCUGGGCACUGCAGUCGGAGCCGCACGGCCGCUUCUUCGGUGGCACCGAGGACCAGCUUUCCUGCUUUGCCACGGCCAUCUCCCCAGCUGAGCUGUGGACCGUGCACCUGGCCCUGCACCCGCAGGUGCACCUGCUGAGUGUGAGCCGGCGGCGCUAUGUCCACCUGUGCCCUGAGGAGGACGAGAUGGCAGCUGACGGUGACAUGCCAUGGGGCGUGGACGCCCUCCUCACCCUCAUCUUCCAGAGCCGACGCUACUGCCUCAAGACCUGUGACAGCCGCUACCUGUGCAGUGACGGCCGCCUCAUCUGGGAGCCUGAGGCUCGUGCCUGCUACACACUUGAGUUCAAGGCAGGCAAGCUGGCCUUCAAGGACUGUGACGGCCGCUACCUUGCGCCCAUGGGGCCUGCUGGCACGCUCAAGGCUGGCCGAAACACUCGGCCUGGCAAGGACGAGCUCUUUGAUCUGGAGGAGAGUCACCCACAGGUGGUGCUGGUGGCAGCCAACCACCGCUAUGUCUCUGUGCGGCAAGGGGUCAACGUCUCAGCUAAUCAGGACGAAGAACUGGACCAUGAGACCUUCCUGAUGCAAAUUGAUCAGGAGACCAAGAAGUGUACCUUCUAUUGCAGCACUGGGGGCUACUGGAUGCUGGUCACCCACGGGGGCAUUCAGGCCACAGCCCCACAAGUCUCUGCCAACACCAUGUUUGAGAUGGAGUGGCGUGGCCGGAGGGUGGCACUCAGAGCCAGCAAUGGGCGCUACGUGUGUAUGAAGAAGAAUGGGCAGCUGGCAGCCAUCAGCGAUUUUGUGGGCAACGACGAGGAGUUCACCCUCAAGCUCAUCAACCGGCCCAUCUUGGUGCUGCGUGGCCUGGAUGGCUUCGUCUGCCAGCGCCGUGGCUCCAACCAGCUGGACACCAACCGCUCUGUCUACGACGUCUUCCACCUGAGCUUCAGCGACGGCGCGUACCAGAUUCGAGGCCGCGGCGGGUUCUGGAACACCGGCAGCCACGGCAGCGUGUGCAGCGACGGCGAGGCCUCCGAGGACUUCCUCUUUGAGUUCCGCGAGCGCGGCCGGCUGGCCAUCCGGGGCCGGAGCGGCAAAUACCUGCGCGGCGGCGCCUCGGGGCUGCUGCGUGCCGACGCCGACACGCCGACGGGGGCCGCACUCUGGGAGUACUGAGGUCUCCUGGCCGCAUUAAACCAUGUCUGUC
Nycticebus coucang (slow loris) is the source of this 1664-nucleotide messenger RNA. It is a transcript of the gene FSCN2, whose product is annotated as fascin actin-bundling protein 2, retinal. Gene Ontology annotation, cellular component: actin cytoskeleton; cytoplasm. Gene Ontology annotation, biological process: establishment or maintenance of cell polarity; cell migration; actin filament bundle assembly. Gene Ontology annotation, molecular function: protein-macromolecule adaptor activity; actin filament binding. NCBI's taxonomy places the organism in Eukaryota, Metazoa, Chordata, Mammalia, Primates, Lorisidae. The transcript is spliced from 5 exons. The record is from RefSeq and is a predicted model, not a curated record. The coding region runs from base 158 to 1633 and encodes 491 amino acids.